GCCCGAUCAAACGAACCUUACCGCUCCUGGGCCGCGCGCGGUUCUUCUCCGAGCCGGUGAAACGCGAUCUGACCCCGGUGGUCAAGACCUACAUGCAGGACCCAGACCACCCCGCGAACUACACAGUUCUGAGACUUCUCCGCGGUCCGACG
Messenger RNA from Amoebophrya sp. A120, 152 nucleotides. Lineage: Eukaryota; Dinophyceae; Syndiniales; Amoebophryaceae. The record is from the annotation of a GenBank genome assembly.